AGCACUGUCAGAAACAACGGACUACGGUCAGAACAAGACACCGGACAUCUCCUCCUGGCGUCAACUCUUUCGAAGCUGUCGGAUUCAUUUCAAAUUCACGAUAUAGAGUUUAGAAGUUUUUUCUUUCUAAAUUUUCUUUCUUCUAAUUCAUUUUUUUUCUUAAGAAAAGCAUUCACCCCCGGACUGUUUUGGUGGGAGCGUAACGUUACAGCCGAGACUCAUCUGACUGAUGCAAACAGUACAUGAGUUAUGAAGACUUACUGGAUUCUUGCACUAUUUCUAACUGGUGUUUCUUCCAUUACUGUGGUGCUGUAUCAGCCAGCAUCACUUCCCUGCUGCAGCGGUGAAAAAGUCGUGUGGAGGAAGACUUUCCCCAUAGAAGCAACUGUUGCUGAAUGCCUAAAGCAGAAAUGCAUCAUAAAAGACCUUUUUCAAGAAAGAUUUUCAGUCAAGCGUGAAAAAAACCACCCUCUAUUUCUCAAAGCAGCUAAAUACAAUGACCUGGGGCAAUACGAGUGCAGCUGUGAUGGCUUUAUCAAGCUAAUUAAACUGGAUGUUGUAGUUCCUAUGAACAUGACGGUUGAGGAGUUGGGAAACGUCACUCUUCCGUGUUAUGCGGACACUCAAAGCGGUGUCAGGGAUGUGACGUGGCUGCAUAAUGAACAAAGAGCUCUGCACUACACAACAAACAGAGCCUCAAUCCCAGGCCUGGGCUAUGAGGAGAGAGUAUCGCUGACAGAGGACGGGUUCAGAGACGGUGAUGUGUCUCUGACCAUCACUGGUGUCCAUCAGACAGAUGCAGGAUUAUACCGCUGCUUCGUUCGAGACGAGACGGAUCGAGGAUACCCACACGCCUACAUGCUGCAUGUGAUCAAGAAGCUCACCGGCGCAGAAGAAGACCAAAAUGAGAGAACCUGUGGAGAAAAACGAACUCGCAUUGGACUGAUCUUUUCUUUCCUACUCUUCAUUUGCUUUCUUAUUCUUCUUCUUUUCUGCUGUAAAAAGGCGGCAUGACCAACACAGGAACCUCCAGAGAGCAAGUCUGUACAGAAGAGUGACCAAAAGCAAUCAACCCACCCUUUUCUUCUGAAGAAGACACUUGUAUGAGCUGACAAACCUGAGGACUGCAGUCGUUCUAAUAAUAAAACCCCUGACGCCAGUCAAACACAGGAACAUGAUUGUUAGAGUGUCUGCUUUUUUAAUGCCUCUGUCAUCUUGGGACACAGAAUGGUUUGAACACGGUUAUGUUUCAUUGUGUGAGU
This is a messenger RNA of Carassius carassius (crucian carp), 1262 nucleotides long. RefSeq lists its product as uncharacterized. Gene Ontology annotation, biological process: negative regulation of T cell proliferation; cell surface receptor signaling pathway; immune response. Bases 250 to 1014 code for a protein of 254 amino acids. The record is from RefSeq and is a predicted model, not a curated record. The transcript has 5 exons. Lineage: Eukaryota; Metazoa; Chordata; Actinopteri; Cypriniformes; Cyprinidae. Gene Ontology annotation, cellular component: external side of plasma membrane.